Zerene cesonia (dogface butterfly) is the source of this 2331-nucleotide messenger RNA. RefSeq names its product CRAL-TRIO domain-containing protein C3H8.02. NCBI's taxonomy places the organism in Eukaryota, Metazoa, Arthropoda, Insecta, Lepidoptera, Pieridae. The coding region runs from base 204 to 875 and encodes 223 amino acids. The record is from RefSeq and is a predicted model, not a curated record. The transcript is spliced from 4 exons.
UUGCGUUUUUCGUUAUCAUAGUUCAUACCCGUAUUAUUGUACUACUCUUUGGUUAUCAGCAUUCAGCAAUCGUCGAGAUGUACAUGAAGUUGUACUGUUUUUAAUUUUGAAUAUCUUACGUUUUAUAUUAUCACUAUUUAAGAGGCUUUUAAACGUUACUACAUUGUAUUUUUCUAUAAACUCUUGGUAGGAGUUUUUUUAUCAUGGAAGAAUUAAAGCCUGUUAACCCUGAAGACCUGCAACAGCUGAAAGAACGGAUGAAAUUAAUAGCAGAUGCUGAUCCAGCACAAUACCAUAAUGAUUAUUCCUUAAAGAGAUAUUUACGAGCAUUUAAAACGGUUGACAAAUCUUUUCAGGCAAUAUUGAAAACAAAUAAGUGGAGGGCAGAGUAUGGUGUAGAUCAGCUUCAUGAGAAUAAGGAACUUAUUGAGAAAUAUAAAGAUAAGGCUAUGGUACUGAGACACCGUGAUAUUGUUGGACGCCCCAUUGUUUACAUUCCUGCUAAAAACCAUAGUUCUAGUGAUAGAAAUAUAGACGACUUAACAAAGUUCAUUGUAUAUUGUUUGGAAGACGCCAGUAAAAAAUGUUUUGAGGAAGUUGUUGACAAUCUAUGUAUUGUGUUUGACCUUAACAACUUUACACUCUCAUGUAUGGACUAUCAGGUGCUAAAGAACCUUAUAUGGCUCCUGAGCAGACACUAUCCAGAGAGACUUGGAGUUUGUCUUAUCAUCAAUGCUCCCACAUUCUUUUCCGGCUGCUGGGCAAUUAUAAAAGGAUGGCUUGAUGAAAACACAGCAGGUAAGGUGACCUUCGUGAAUUCAGAAAUGGAUUUAUGCCAGUAUCUAAUACCAGAUAUCUUGCCUACUGAUAUUUAGAAAUAACAUCACUAAGAUUACAGAAUAGUUUUUAAAUGUCUAUAAAUAAUAUUUCAUUGAUCAUAACUAGUCAAAAGUUUGAGAGAAACUUUUUCUUUUUGUAAAAUACAUCUUACCAUCCUAUAACCAAAAAUACUUAAGGGUACUACUACUUUAUGUAAAGUCUUUAUUAAAAGGUAUUAAAUAAACUAAAAUAAUGUAAUGUCUUAAAUUUGUCAUAAAGUAAUUCUGAACAUAGAUAUAUAGCAAUAGAUAGAGAGCUACCCACUACAGUGGAUUUGUUUCUCAUGUAAAUAAUGAAAAAAUAAUUGAAGCUCAUGCCCCAUUUAUUACAAAUAAAAUGUUAAAAGGAGUCUAUUUUUUAACAGUCUUGUGAACCAAUCACCAAACUCAACUGCCUCUAAAUGUAGAUGACUCGAUGGUCACUAGAUAUGUUUAGAUUAACAGAGGCGCUAGAAGUAAUUUAGGAAUAUUAAUAAUUGUUAAACUAUGUUCCUUAAUGAAAUGAUAAAUAAAGUAUGGUAAUUUUUUAUAAGGCAGUAUAUGACAGUUGUAAUAAAAGCAAAUAAAGGAUUUGUAAAAACUAUGUACUGUAUUUUUGAUGUGUGCAAAUAUUAUGCAUCGGAAGUCACUUAAAAAUUAAUGCUCAAAAUUAUAUUAUAUUAUAACGAAAAUUGUUGACAACAGUAGUAAUUCAUGAUAAUUCUUAUUUCAUGUUAUAAUAUUAUAUGUAUCUGUAAGUUUUAAAAACCAAUUUCCGAAUUUUUGAAAACAAAUUUCCAAAAUUGUUUAAAUAUUUUUAUGAAUUAUAAAUACAUUGCUAUAGUACAUUAAACAAUUAAUUAUUCAAAAAUUCGGUUUUAGAAUAUUAUUGCAGUUUUCGGAAUUUCUAACAUUGCAAAUAUACUCAUUGCAUUGAAAUGGCAAAUUAUUUAUUUAUGUAUAUUAAUACAUAACAUUGUAUAUUAUGUUACAGUCGAAACCCGUUUUCCCUAGAAGUAAGAACUAAAUACCUUUGUUUCAGUUGGUUCUAAUUGCGGAAAACGCGUUAGAAACUAGAAUAAACUUUGUUUCAUAUAGUCGAUUCUGAGACGGUGGCUCAAAAUCAAAUUGAUAACAGCAUUUGUUUUUUAUAUAUAAUAUUAUGAUAAAAAAUAAUCUAAAUAAAAGAAUUAUGACUACAUAAUAGUGUAAGACGAUUUUGUUGAUAAAUUUUCUUUAUAUUUUAGGUUUUUACGCAUUCUAGUGAAAAACGGGUUUUAACAAUAACAUGUACAUAUUAUAUUAUAUAAAAUUAGUAAGCUAAGACAUAGUUGUUGUUACACUUUAAUUAUAUUUUCUUGUUUUUAUUAUACUAUGGUCUUAAAUGUAAAACAUUAUAGUAUGUUUCGUUAUUCAUAAUACUAUAUAACAUUUUAAUGGUUGUUAAUCUAUAAUAUCUACUAAGUUAAACCCC